Molecule: messenger RNA, 1126 nt
Organism: Prorocentrum cordatum
Lineage: Eukaryota; Dinophyceae; Prorocentrales; Prorocentraceae
Source: the annotation of a GenBank genome assembly
GAGCCAGCAAGAUGGCAGGGGAAGCUUACAGGCGCUGCCGCCGAACUGCGCCCUGUCUCCCAGGCCACGGUGUCCUGCUAGCGCUCGCCUACGUCAGGCUGGCUCGCUCCGCAUUUCAAGCUCAGGCCCGGCGGAUUCCAUAGCCGUUUUGGCUCAGGCUCUUUCGCGGGCUCGGCUUUUUGCUGACUUGUGUUGCUUUUUUUGCUUGCCUCGGGGGGGCCCCAGCAGUCCGUGGAGCGGAGGCGGGGCGUGCCGCCGGGGCAAGGCGUCAAAGACGAGCAUGGCAGCCCUCCUGCGCCGUGCCCUCGCCCGCGGCGGCGUCGCGCCCUCGGUUCGCGCAGCCAGCGCGGCGCCCCCGCGCGUGAUCCUGGAGGAGAGCGCCGGCAAGCUGGAGACGGCCAUGCUCAGCAACGUGCGGUGCUCGCGGCACGAGCUCCUCUACACCUUCAAGUCGCCUCUGACGGGAACGCGCAACCGCCACAGCCUGCAGUACAGCACGACCGAGCAUCUGACCGCUGUUCCCAGCCAGGGCGACGAUGCCUUCACGGAUGCGUCGAACGUGAAGCGGAGCGGAGACGGCAUUUGGGUGUUCAUGAACCACGCCUUCCACACCGAGGCCACCGUGUACCUGCGACCCGUGGAGCACCGCCACAUCGACCCCUCGGUCGGCUGCGUGGCUGUGUACGCCGCCAAGGACCUGGUGCCGGGCGAGCCCCUGACUUUCGACUACACGCUCAACGAGUGGGAGAUGUCCACGCCCUUCACGUGCCUCUCGACCGGCCGCACUGUGCAGGGCUUCAAGCAUCUCACCGAGGAGGAACAGCUGGCCGCGAUGCCGCACGCGUGGGCGCACGUGAGGCAGAUGUACGACGAGUACCGUGGCAUGGGCGCGUCAGUCACCAGCCUGCGCCUCGCGGGGCCAGGAAACUACACCUGGCUCAAGAGUGGCCAGGAGUGACAGGGUACGGAGUUCUGCCCAGCUCUCAGACCUUUGCAGGUGACAGAGAUGGCUCUCUUCUGUCACAGGCUCGCCAUCCAACAAACACACACCAACACACAAACACACAAACACACGCUCCCAUGCCAGUCAUGGUGGCUCUCGCCUAGAUGGCACCUGGUAUUUCCG